Messenger RNA from Momordica charantia (bitter melon), 1558 nucleotides. Its product is annotated as UDP-glycosyltransferase 74F2. Lineage: Eukaryota; Viridiplantae; Streptophyta; Magnoliopsida; Cucurbitales; Cucurbitaceae. The record is from RefSeq and is a predicted model, not a curated record. Gene Ontology annotation, molecular function: quercetin 7-O-glucosyltransferase activity; quercetin 3-O-glucosyltransferase activity.
GACUCACAAAGAGAAACAAAACAAAACCAACCACUGAGAGAAAAAAGCUUGUGGGUCCAUUUCCAUGGCGGACGGAGGAGACAGUAAUGGCCGGAGACUUCACAUCCUGGUUGUGACCUACCCAGCUCAGGGCCACAUAAACCCCUUAUUACAAUUCUCCAAACGCCUCCACCACAAGGGCGCCGCCGUCACCUUCGUCCUCUCCAAAUUCCUCUUCAACAACAACACCGCCGCCGCCGCCCACCCGCCGCCGUUCCCCGUCGAGACCAUCUCCGACGGCCACGACCACGGCGGCUUCCUCUCCGCCGACUCCAUCGAGACCUAUCACGAGCUCUUCGAGCAAGCCGGGUCCCGGACUCUCCGGGAUCUGAUCCGGCGCUUGGCCGCCGCCGGCCGUCGCGUCCACGCCAUCGCCUACGACGGGUUUAUACCGUGGGUUCUGGACGUCGCGAAGGAGUUCGGGCUGAAGACGGCGCUGUAUUUUACCCAAUCUUGCGCCGUCAACAACAUCUACUACCACGUGUACAGGGGAGAAAUUAAGGUGCCGCCGCCGGCCGGAGAGGAGAUUCGGAUCGCCGGAAUGCCGCCGUUGACGGUGGCGGACAUGCCGUCGUUCGUCCAGGAUCGGAAUCCGUAUCCGGGUUUCUUCGAUGUGGUGAUUAAUCAAUUUAGGAACAUCGAGGAAGCAGAUUGGGUGGUCUGCAACAGUUUCUACGAAUUGGAACAACAGGUGUUGGAAUGGAUGGGGAAGAAAUGGGCAAUGAAGAUGAUCGGACCGAACAUACCAUCGAUGUACACGGACCGGAGAAUAGAUGGGGACGGGGAGUACGGUUUCAGCCUUUUCAAUCCGAAGGGCGAGGUAUGCCGGAAAUGGCUGGACGGCCGGCGGAAAGCGUCGGUGGUUUUUGUGUCGUUUGGGAGCUUUGCGGCACUGAGUGUGGAGGAGAUGGAGGAAUUGGCUUGGGGUUUGAAACAAACCAACUAUUACUUCUUGUGGGUGGUAAGGGCAAAGGAGGAGGAGAAGCUUCCGACGAAAUUUGCAGAGGAGACGGCGGAGAAAGGGCUGCUGGUUUCGUGGUGCCCACAAUUGGAGAUUUUAUCGCACGAAUCUAUCGGAUGUUUUGUGACGCACUGCGGUUGGAAUUCGACGCUCGAGGCUCUAACCAUCGGCGUUCCUAUGGUGGCAAUGCCGCAGUGGACAGAUCAAACAACCAACGCCAAGUGCAUCAUGGACAUUUGGAAAACUGGAAUCAGAGCUCCAGCCGACAACAGCGGGAUCGUCCGGCGGGCGGCGGUGGCAGAGUGCAUCGGAGAGAUCAUGGAAGGCGACGGAGGGAAGGAGAUCAGGAGAAACGCCGCCAAAUGGGGAGCAUUGGCCAGGCAGGCGGUGGGUCGCGGCGGAAGUUCCGAUAUGAACGUUGAUCAGAUUCUGGCCGAUUUGGCUUCCGCUUUUAAUUAAACAAAUAUAUGUUAUAUAAUUGCUUUUUGCACUGUCUUUUCUUUUGACAAAUAUUUAUAUGGCAUUUUAUAAUAUACUCUUUUGAGUACUUAAAAAGUA